CUGUCUCUCUCUCUUGUUCUGAUCAAAACAAAACAUUGAAGUCAUCGGAGGAUGCAGUCGUAGCACGGAUCGAAAUUGCACAUCCAUAAUUCUGUCCUAUUUAUUUUCUUUUACUCUAUUCGUGGGUGUAUCAAAAUGGCGAUGGAGUUGAGUAUUUUAACGCUUAACAUUUGGGGUAUUCCGUACGUGUCCAAGGAUCGGGAGACUCGCGUGAAGGCCAUCGGGGAUGUGCUGGCCAGCGGCAACUACGACAUCGUCUCACUGCAGGAAGUGUGGUCCGACAGUGACUAUCAGUAUUUGAAGCAGCGGGUGGAGAAUGUGCUUCCAUUUUGCCACUAUUUUUACAGUGGUGUCGUCGGUUCAGGGUUGGCGGUUCUCUCGCGCUACCCGAUUGUGGCGGCUUUCUUCCAUGCCUGGUCGGUGAAUGGGUACAUCCAUCGCAUUCAGCACGGCGACUGGUUCGGUGGGAAGGGGGUCGGCAUGGCGAAAAUCUCCGUCAACGAUCAGCUGGUGCAUGUGUACGUUGCGCAUCUUCAUGCGGAAUACAACCGGCAGUGUGACGACUACAUGGCGCAUCGUGUUAUACAGGCGCAUGAUACGGCCCAGUUUAUUGAAAGUACGCGCGGUCAGUCGGUGCUGCAGGUGCUGGCCGGCGAUCUGAACACCGAGCCGGGAGAUCUCGCCUACCGUGUGCUGGUAACUAGCUCCAAGUUGAAGGAUUCAUACGAUCGCAAAUCGAUUGGCAGCGGGGUCGGUACGAAUGAAUGCCACACAAACAGCUACACCGACCCAAUGGCAGCCAAACAGCUCCCGAAUGGAAAGCGGAUCGACUACAUCUUGUACCGCAUAGGGGAUCAUUAUGAAGGACGAUUGUUGGAGCAUCGAUUACCCCUACCGGAGCGUGUGCCCGGUCAAACGUUCAGCUACUCUGACCAUGAGGCCGUGUACGCUAAGCUCAUACUGAAGAAAAGCUCUUCCACUUCCACCAUCCAGAACCUGAUCGCCUGCAACAGCGGCAAAGUGCGGGAAGAGGACAGCUGCAGCCGGGAAUCGCGCGAAGAAACGGACCGGGAAGCUGUGCUGUCACUGCGGGAGAGUGUGGCCAUAUGCAACGAAAGCCUAAAGCAGCUGGAAUCGCACCGACGCAGCUACACGCUGAUGGCGAUCGGGGUGAUCAUCGCACUGAUCUACAUGCUCGAGCUGCAGGCACCGUACGGGCUGAAGAUAGCCUUUCUGGUGCUGAAAUUCCUGCUCUGUGCUGUAAUCAUCUUUUUCGUCGUAAUGGCCACGAUUUGGAACGUGAUGGAAAAGCAUGGCAUACUGGCCGGCAAGCUGUCGAUGGAAAUUGCCCUGAAAGGGUACAGUCUCGACGGCACGACGGUCGGUGGUUAUGGACUGAAGGGUGAAAAAUAAAACAACUCGAGGGCGUGUGCGUUGCAGGCUGCUCGCUCGAUUUCAAUCUUACGCUGUGCGUUUCUCGCGUUUUACCAAACCCCUCUUUCAAAGCACAAGACCUUCAGCUAAAUGCACCGCACCGCACGAUAGAAGACUGCACCCGACCGUCGGGCAGCUAGAUGCUGUUACAGCCAGACAGUACAGACACACUGCACGCACGGUUAAAUAGUUUUGUUAAUAUGCUGGAUGAAAUGUAAACAUUCCCCAAAAAAUAGAUACACCUUCCAUGCCGGUUGAGGCACAUGGGAAAACACUCAA
This is a messenger RNA of Anopheles arabiensis, 1713 nucleotides long. RefSeq names its product putative neutral sphingomyelinase (gene nSMase). Gene Ontology annotation, molecular function: sphingomyelin phosphodiesterase activity. The transcript is spliced from 4 exons. Bases 136 to 1413 code for a protein of 425 amino acids. Lineage: Eukaryota; Metazoa; Arthropoda; Insecta; Diptera; Culicidae. The record is from RefSeq and is a predicted model, not a curated record. Gene Ontology annotation, cellular component: cytoplasm.